GUUGGAGAGAGAUUGUUGAAGAUGUCUGGUCGCGGCAAGGGAGGCAAAGGGCUGGGGAAAGGGGGCGCCAAAAGGCACCGCAAAGUGCUCCGCGACAACAUCCAGGGCAUCACCAAGCCGGCCAUCCGCCGCCUGGCCCGCCGCGGGGGCGUCAAGCGCAUCUCGGGCUUGAUCUACGAGGAGACCCGCGGGGUGCUGAAGGUCUUCCUCGAGAACGUCAUCCGCGACGCCGUCACCUACACGGAGCACGCCAAGAGGAAGACGGUCACCGCCAUGGACGUCGUUUACGCUCUCAAGCGCCAGGGACGCACCCUCUACGGAUUCGGCGGCUGAGCCCCCCCGCGCCCUCCCAACACCCACCCACA
Sphaerodactylus townsendi is the source of this 365-nucleotide messenger RNA. RefSeq names its product histone H4. The record is from RefSeq and is a predicted model, not a curated record. The transcript has a single exon. Lineage: Eukaryota; Metazoa; Chordata; Lepidosauria; Squamata; Sphaerodactylidae. Gene Ontology annotation, cellular component: nucleosome. Gene Ontology annotation, biological process: nucleosome assembly. The coding region runs from base 22 to 333 and encodes 103 amino acids. Gene Ontology annotation, molecular function: DNA binding; protein heterodimerization activity; structural constituent of chromatin.